AUGAGCUUCCUCUCCACAAGCGUCUUCAGCCCAAUUGCCUUCUCCCUGGGGCUACUCCUGGUGAUGGCUACUGCUUUUCCCACUCCAACACCCCUGGGAGAAGAUUCCAAAGAUGUUACCCUAAACAGAUUACCAUUCACCUCUUCAAACAAAACCGAAGAACUAAUUAAGUACAUCCUCAUCAAAAUCUCUGCUCUGAAAAAUGAGAUGUGUAAGAAGUAUGACAAGUGUGACAAUAACAAGGAGGCACUGGCAGAAAACAAUCUGAACCUUCCAAAAAUGACAGCAAAAGAUGGGUGCUUUCAAUCUGGAUUCAAUAAGGAGACCUGCCUGAUAAGAAUCACCACCGGUCUUUUGGAUUUUCAGAUAUAUCUGGAGUACCUUCAGUAUAAAUUUGAAGGUGAUAAAGAAAAUGCUGAGGCUGUGCUGGACAGUACUAAAGCCCUGAGCCAGAUUCUGAGGCAAAAGGUGAAGAAUCCAGAUGCUCUCACAAACCCUAACCCAACUGCAAAUGCCAGGCUGCUAGAUGAACUAAAGUCACAGAACGAAUGGUUGAAAAACACAACAAUUCACCUCACCCUACAAAGUCUUGAAGAUUUCCUGCAGUUCGGCCUGAGAGCUAUUCGGAUAAUGUAG
This is a messenger RNA of Condylura cristata (star-nosed mole), 636 nucleotides long. It is a transcript of the gene IL6, whose product is annotated as interleukin 6. Lineage: Eukaryota; Metazoa; Chordata; Mammalia; Eulipotyphla; Talpidae. Gene Ontology annotation, cellular component: extracellular region. Gene Ontology annotation, biological process: T-helper 17 cell lineage commitment; immune response; positive regulation of cell population proliferation. Gene Ontology annotation, molecular function: growth factor activity; cytokine activity; interleukin-6 receptor binding. The transcript has 5 exons. The record is from RefSeq and is a predicted model, not a curated record. Bases 1 to 636 code for a protein of 211 amino acids.